GCCAGUGCCGCCCGUGCGGCCGCAGGAUUUUGCCUGCGGCCAGCCCCAGGCGCCUCAGUUUCGGAUCGUUGGCGGCUCGGAGUCCCGCCCCGGCCAGUGGCCCUGGAUGGCCGCCAUUUACCUGCACGGCAACAACCGCAAGGAGUUCUGGUGCGGCGGGUCACUCAUCUCUCGCCAGUACAUCAUGACGGCCGCCCACUGUACCAAGGAUACCAACGGCAAGAGCUUCCACCCGCGGCAGUUCACGGUGCGGCUGGGUGACUACGACCUGAGCUCCAGCCAGGACGCCUCUGCGCCAGCCGUCUACACUGUCACCUCAUACCGCACGCACCCAGACUUCAAGAUAAACGGCUUCUACAAUGACAUAGCGCUGUUCAAGCUUGAGCGUCCCGUGGAUCUGAACGAGUAUGUGAUCCCCGUGUGUCUGCCGGUGGAGUAUGAAGGCAGCCAGCUGGACGCCCUGGUCGGACGGACGCCAUCCGUCAUCGGCUGGGGAACUACCUACUACGGCGGCCAGGAGUCGGCGGUGUUGCGUCAUGCAGAGCUGCCUGUCUGGGGCCAGCAGGACUGCGACAAUGCCUAUUUCCAGCCGAUCAGGGAAAUCUUCAUUUGCGCCGGUUACGCCGACGGCGGCAAGGACGCCUGUCAGGGAGACUCUGGCGGCCCGUUGUUGUACUUCGAGAACGGCCACUGGAUGCAGAUCGGCAUCGUAUCAUUCGGCAACCGCUGCGCCAAGGCCGGCUACCCGGGCGUUUACACGCGCAUCACCCACUUCCUGCCCUGGAUCCGGGAGAACAUGGCGUGAGCUACCGUCACCGUGACACCUGCUUUGACGCCGUCUCGCGAGUCCGGCCUGGGACACGCGACGGCCGCGCGCCCGGCGUGUCGACCCGCCUCCGCCAGCCGCGGCCGGGAUCCUGUGAUGACCUGACCCGC
Molecule: messenger RNA, 936 nt
Organism: Pollicipes pollicipes
Lineage: Eukaryota; Metazoa; Arthropoda; Thecostraca; Pollicipedomorpha; Pollicipedidae
Product: proclotting enzyme
Exons: 6
Coding region: 107-805 (232 amino acids)
Biological process (GO): proteolysis
Molecular function (GO): serine-type endopeptidase activity
Source: RefSeq, a predicted model, not a curated record